AUGGCCAUGGACAAACAGAUCAGGGACUUUCACACAAUCGAUGAUACCUCCUUCCCCUACAUCUUUGAGCAGAAUGUCACAGUCCAUCUCAAGGCCGACGAGGGCCUGAUCCGGUGCAAUGUCUACCGGCCCAAGGAUUCGGGUCCGGUCCCUGUCUUGGUCACAUACGGGCCCUACGGAAAAGACAUUCACUACAAAGACUUCCACCCAAAGUCCUUCUCCGAGGUCAACCCCAAGCACAAGUCGGCGCACUCGGCCUGGGAGACGCCGGACCCGGGCUUCUGGACGGCGCACGGCUACGCCGUCGUGCGGGCCGACGAGCGCGGCACGGGCCAGUCGCCGGGCCUGCUGGACACCAUGUCGCGCGGCACGACCGACGCCUUCUGCGACCUGAUCGAGUGGGCGGCCGACCAGGCCUGGUCCAGCGGCAAGGUCGGCCUGCUCGGCGUCAGCUACUACGCCGGCAGCCAGUGGCGGGUGGCGGCGCGGCGGCCGCGCGGGCUGGCGGCCAUGGUGCCGUGGGAGGGCAUGUCGGACUACUACCGCGACCGGUGCCGGCACGGCGGCAUCCUGUCCAACGCCUUCAUCCGCUUCUGGUGGGACCGCCAGGUGGCGCCCAACCAGUACGGGCGGCCGGGCCGGGCGGCCGCCAGCUGGGGGCCCGACACGCUCGAGGGCGACCUGGGCGCCGACGAGCUGGCGGCCAACAGGCGCGACCAGAACGCCGACAACCGCGCGCACCGGUUCCGCGACGACGAGUACCACGCCUCGCGCGACUACGACCUCGCCGACGUCGAGGUGCCGCUGCUCUCGGUGGCCAACUGGGGCGGGAUCCUGCUGCACCUGCGCGGCAACGUGCAGGGGUUCCUGCACGCGUCGUCGCGCUUCAAGUACCUGCGCGCCAUCGCGGGCCGCCACGACCUGCCCUUUUACUACGACGGCGAGGUCGAGGUGCAGCGCGGCUUCCUCGACGCCUUCCUCAAGGGCGACGACCGCGCCGGCUGGUCCGGCAACGUCGGAUAUGACAACCCCGUCGCCGAGCGCGCCUACGGCCGCCGCGCCGAGGCGGAGUGGCCGCCCGCCCGCACGCGCUACGAGAGGUUCUUCCUUACCCCGGAUCUGGGCCUGGACAAGCAGGAGCCGCAGCAACAGCAAACCGACGCGCCGACACGGAGGGUCUCGUACCGGGCGCUGGGCGAGAUGAGCUCCCCGCAGCUUGUGCAGUUCUCGACGGCGCCGUUCGCCGCCGAGACCGAGAUCACGGGCCACCCGCUGGCGCACCUCAACGUCUCGGCCUCGAGCCUGGCGGACCCGACGGGCGACUGCUGUAGCGGCGGCGACGACGGGGGACCCAGCGACAUUGACAUCUUCCUAACCCUCCGCCACAUUGGCCCGGACGGCGCCGAGGUGCUGUACACGGGCACGGCGGGCGACCCGGUGCCGCUGUGCAAGGGCUGGCUGCGGGUUUCACUGCGGGCCACGGCGGACCACUCGCACCCGCGGCACCGCGACUGGCUGCCGCACCGCGAGUACCGGGCGGCCGACGCGCGGGCCGUGGCGCCCGGCGAGGUGUACGCGGUCGACGUGGAGCUGUGGCCGACGUGCGUGGUGGUGGAGGCGGGCGGGCGCGUCGUGCUCGAGGUCGCGUCGGGCGACACGCAGGGCUCGGGCCUGUUCCUGCACGACGACCCCGUCGACAGGCCGCCCGGGGUGCUCGAGGGGUGGAAUCACGUCAACUUUGGGCCGGGGCUGGCCAACUACCUGGUGCUGCCCAUCGUGUGAUUUGUGAGGAGGUGGAGGCGGUCUGGUUUGAUUUCAUUU
This is a messenger RNA of Gaeumannomyces tritici R3-111a-1, 1821 nucleotides long. Its product is annotated as X-Pro dipeptidyl-peptidase. Gene Ontology annotation, molecular function: dipeptidyl-peptidase activity. Bases 1 to 1782 code for a protein of 593 amino acids. NCBI's taxonomy places the organism in Eukaryota, Fungi, Ascomycota, Sordariomycetes, Magnaporthales, Magnaporthaceae. The transcript is spliced from 3 exons. The record is from RefSeq and is a predicted model, not a curated record.